This is a messenger RNA of Apus apus (common swift), 3265 nucleotides long. RefSeq names its product DEAH-box helicase 40 (gene DHX40). Bases 134 to 2335 code for a protein of 733 amino acids. The record is from RefSeq and is a predicted model, not a curated record. Gene Ontology annotation, cellular component: intracellular anatomical structure. Gene Ontology annotation, molecular function: ATP hydrolysis activity; RNA binding. NCBI's taxonomy places the organism in Eukaryota, Metazoa, Chordata, Aves, Apodiformes, Apodidae. The transcript has 17 exons.
CGCGCGCCGGCGGGGGUCACGUGAGGGGGGCUGCGCGGUGCCUGACAGGGCCGCCCGCUUCUCCUGCUCUUCCUCCUCCUCCUCUUCCUCCUCCUUCUGCUUCUCCUCCUUCUCCUCCUCCUCCUCCUCCGCCAUGGAGGCAGCCGCCCUGCCCAUCCGCCGGCACCGCCGGGCCCUUGUGGAGGCCGUGAGGGAGCAGCCCUUCCUCAUCGUCACCGGCGAGACGGGCAGCGGCAAAAGCACGCAGCUGCCCAAGUACCUCUUCGAGGCAGGGCUCGCCAGGCACGGGGCCGUCGGUGUCACCCAGCCCCGCCGCGUUGCCACCAUCUCCGUGGCGCAGCGGGUGGCCGAGGAGAUGGGCUGUGCCCUGGGGAGCCUCGUCGGGUACCAAGUCCGCUUUGAUGACUGCACCAGCGAGGAUACUGCCAUCAGGUACAUGACUGAUGGCUGCUUGUUGAGGCAAAUCCUGGCAGACCCUCUUCUCAGCAAGUACAGUGUCAUCGUUUUGGAUGAAGCCCACGAGCGGAGCCUCAGCACUGAUAUUUUGUUUGGUUUGCUGAAGAAACUGUUCCUACAGAAGAAGCCCCCAGACAGGGAGACAGCCAUGAAAGUGGUGGUGAUGUCAGCCACCCUGGAGGUAGACAAGCUCUCGGAGUUCUUUGGACACUGUUCAGUGCUGCAUAUUCCAGGAAGAAGUUAUCCUGUCAAGGAGAUAUUCUGCAACCUGCUCAGCCCACGGGAUGUGGGCAGCUCUGCCUAUGUUACAGAGGCUGUAAAAGUGGCACUGAAUAUCCACCUGAAUGAACCAGAGGGUGACAUCUUGGUUUUCCUGACAGGUCAGAUUGAGAUAGAAAGAGCUUGUGACUUACUUUUCAAGAAGGCAGAAUCUAUUGAUUACAGGUACGAAGUGCAUGAUCGCUCUGUGGAAGGCCUGCUUAUCUUACCCUUGUAUGGGUCCAUGUCAACAGAUCAACAGAAAAGAAUAUUUUUGCCAGCUCCCACAGGCAUCAGGAAAUGUGUGGUAUCCACAAACAUUGCUGCAACAUCCCUGACCAUUGAAGGAGUCAGAUACAUUGUAGAUAGUGGAUUUGUGAAGCAGUUGAAUCAUAAUCCCCGAGUUGGUCUGGACAUACUGGAGGUGGUUCCCAUUUCAAAGAGUGAAGCCAGGCAGCGAGCUGGCCGGGCAGGCAGGACAUCAUCCGGGAAAAGCUACCGGCUCUACAGCAGGGAAUUCUGGGAGCAGUGCAUGCCUGAUCACACCGUCCCAGAGAUCAAGAGGACCAGUCUGACAUCUGUGAUCCUGACCUUGAAGUGCCUUUCCGUGCAUGAUGUCAUAAGAUUUCCCUAUUUGGACUGCCCUGAAGAAAGGCAUAUUUUGGAAGCUCUCAAGGAACUUUACCAGUGUGGUGCUAUUGACAGGAGAGGCCACGUAACAAGACUGGGUGAAUUCCUGGUGCAGUUUCCCCUCCCUCCCAACCUGACCUGUGCUGUCAUAAAAGCUGCUUCUCUUGACUGUGAAGAUCUGCUGCUUCCCAUUGCAGCCAUGUUGUCUGUGGAAAACGUCUUCAUUCGUCCAGGUGAUCCUCAGAAGCAAAAGGAGGCAGAACUUCAACACCAGGAACUCUCCUCACAAGUGGGAGGAUGCAAUGACUUUGCAACCCUCUUAAAUAUAUUUGAACAGUGCAAAGCAAGCAAGUCUCCUUCAGCUUGGUGCCAGAAAUACUGGAUCCAUUGGAGGGCUUUAAAAUCUGCUUUUAGUGUGGAAAAGCAACUUCGGGAAAUAAUCAGUAAACUGAAACAGCUCCCAGACUUCCCUAAAGAGACAUUUGAAGGCUCCAGAACUGAAAUUCUAAGAAGAUGUCUGUGUGCUGGAUACUUCAUCAAUGUAGCUAGGAGAUCUGCAGCCAGGACAUUCUGCACAAUGGAUGGGCAUGGCAGCACAGUCUACAUCCAUCCUUCAUCUACACUGUAUAACCAGGAGACUCUGCUAGAGUGGAUCAUCUUCCAUGAUGUUACAGUGACCUCCAAAAUCUACGUCCGGACGGUGUGUCCCGUUCGCUAUGAGUGGGUCAAAGACUUGUUGCCCAGGCUGCAUCAGAUUGAUGCCUAUGAACUGAGCAGUGUGGCACGGGAAGAAGUGACUGAGGAGGAAAUAACCAAGUGGAAGCAGAAGGAGGACCUCAAAAGGCAGUAUGAAGGAGUCACAGACAACUCUGCAAAGAAGAUGGAGAGAAGGAAUGAUGAUAAAUCCAUAUUGGAUGCCCGAGCUCGUUAUUUUGAGAGAAAGCAGCAAAGAGCCCAGGGUCUGAGUGGCCCCUUGAAAGAAGUGGGGUAAUUGUCAUGGCUGCUCUGCUCCUGCUGUGAGGAAAGGCAGUUUGGUGCAGUUGUUCUGGGCACGUUUGCAUAAUGCAAAAUGACUAACUGGAAUGAAGGGAAACUUCUGCUUUGUGGUAAGUUGGAGUGCUGAGGCACAGAAACACAAUCUUCCUCUGCUGCAUCCAGCACGGAGAGAUGACCAAGCUGAGUUUUGUUGGCACAUGACACAGUCAACAAUGUAGUGGCCUCAAAUGUGGAGGUGGUGCCAGUUCUGUGGCAUUUAGUUGACUUAAAUGUCUGGGUGGUCUCAGUGCCAUUAUUAAUAAAAAUGUCUUCAUUUUUUUUUUUUUUUAAAAGGAGGGGAACUGUCCCAUUUUAUCCACUUGACUUUGAUUGUGGCUGGAUAAUCUUUCUGCUGAUACACAACUCAGCAGAGGGCUUUGUUUAAUGCUGGAAUUAUCAGGGUCUAAGUUCAAAAGGGCAUUUGCCCCCUGCAUUCUCUGUCACAGUGUUGUUCCCACUCUGUAUUGUGCUCUACCAUGUACAGUGAUGGUUCUGGCUGAAGAUGUCUUUGUAUUCAAAGUAUUUUGUACAUGUUUUCCCAUUCUUGUUAGCAAUGCAGAUUUAUUUUUCUCUGGUCAGGGAUGACUUAGCACUGUGUGUUUUCCAUUUGGCAAAAAUAACCCCCAGCAGUCAAUCCAGUAUUCAGGGAAGUCCCUCAGCAGAUCUUCUGCCUAGUGGGCUGUUUUUCUGAGUUUGGUGACUGUUAUUUUUAAAAUGUAUAGAUUUCUGCCUGAAGAAUGAGUUUCUAAUGUGCAGGAAGAAUACACAAGGAAAUAACUAGCUGUUUUGUUUUGUUUUCCCUCAACUCAGGUAUGUAAAAAACAAAGAUGCUUUGUGAUCAUGAAGUUUGUUUCCUUCUCAAUAAAGAGGAAAUCCCCUUCUGUCA